AUGGCGACCAAAUUUUCAAAAUCACAAAAUUUCCAAGGAAAACUAACCCUAGUUUUCUUCCCCAAAAUCAAACACCUUCCCUUUUUCAUUUUCAUCUUAAUCACUUCGCUACUUCCUUCUUUCAUUUUGAUUUCGCUACGUCGAUCUCCAAUUUCUUACCCCACUCACUCUCUGAAUAACCCUAACCCGCACUCCCCAAUAACUCUAUUCGCUGUUCACUCUGUUAGUCCCUUUCGGCGGCACGAUUUACUCCGGCAUAGCUCAGUUUACUCAUUCGAUGAGUUAAAAAGAAAGUACAGAAGCAGCAGGCAAAAGGAUAGGAUGGCUAAGUACUAUGAUAUUGAUGAUAUUAUUAUGGAGGAAGAGACUGUGUCAGUUAUAUUUCAGAAGGCUGCAUCUGGAGUGGGAAUAGAUCCCAGUUCUGAAAUGGACUUUAUUGAAACAGGUUCAAAAGUUGAACUGCCUUUUUGGCUAGCUCACGAGUUACAGCUGAGACAGGCAGUAUCAGUCAAUGUUCCCUCUUGUUUUGAUCAAAAAACAAGGCUAGAGAUCCAAGCUGAUUCGGCAGGUGUGGAUCUGCGGUCUAGAUGUCCAUUCUUUUAUGAUUUUGGUUGCAAGAUAGCGCCUAUAGUUGGCGACCGAACCAUUGGCUUUCUAUUGUUGUCUGCAUUUAAGAGUAGGUACAAGGAAAUUCUCACCAAGGCACAUUCUGUAGCAUUUGCUGCAGGUUCCAAAUUUUGGACUAUUCUGACAAAAGAAGAGAUCAACUUGUAUGAAACAGCUCAAUCCGCAAUGGCAUCCUUCAAGAAGUGGCGAAUGGGGGGGCCCAGAUUUCAGAUAGCUGCUGUUCUGGGAAGAAAGAGAAAAUCCACUGAAUAG
Messenger RNA from Sphenostylis stenocarpa, 879 nucleotides. The record is from the annotation of a GenBank genome assembly. Lineage: Eukaryota; Viridiplantae; Streptophyta; Magnoliopsida; Fabales; Fabaceae.